Acanthosepion pharaonis is the source of this 1011-nucleotide messenger RNA. The record is from the annotation of a GenBank genome assembly. NCBI's taxonomy places the organism in Eukaryota, Metazoa, Mollusca, Cephalopoda, Sepiida, Sepiidae.
AUGGCUGGCAAUGAGGCUGCACCAUUGACUUCCCCAGAAAUCAGCAUUAAGGAAUGCUUGAUGAGUCCGAAUGAUUUUGAGGAAGCCAAGAUUUCUGGAAUCUCUGACUCGUCUACAGAUCCUCCAAAAGAUAAAGAUGAAAAUUCUGGAAAUAAAAAGAAAAAAAUCAAAGAUGAGAAGCGUUGCCGAGUGUGUGGGGAUGUUGCCCUUGGAUACAAUUUUGAUGCAGUCACCUGUGAAUCCUGUAAGGCUUUUUUCCGACGUAAUGCAAGAGGCAGCAAGAGCACAAGGUGUUUGUUUCAAGGAAAUUGUGUAAUUGAUGUGAGGACUCGAAGGUUCUGCCCCCAUUGUCGCUUGCAGAAGUGCUUUAAUGUGGGAAUGAAAAAGGACAUGAUCUUAGAUGAAACAGAACGGAAAGCCAGAAUGGCCAAAGUAUUAGAGAAUCGUCAAAAACGUCAGAUAAAAACUAAGGGUCGAGAUGAAGUAACCUCUUCUGAACAAGAAGUUGGCACUGAUUGGUCAGAACUAAUAACAAAUACACCUGUCAGUAAUUUCAGUGAAAACUCACCAACCCCAACGAGCGCCUCAUCAGAACAUACCACAUUUAAGAUUGAUUUGACAAAUCUACCAACAGACAGGGAUAUGUACCGUAAACUUACCGAAAGUGAGUCAGUCUUCAUUAAAGAACUAACUGUCCUUUAUGAAUCGACUCUGGCUUCAUUCACAGACUCCUAUCACAGUGACCAAAACAACUACUCGACAAUAAACCAGUUGGUAAAUAACUCUGAGAUUGCCGUUCGGCGGUUAAUCAAGUUUGUAAAACGCAUUAAUGAUUUCAUGCGUCUGAGCCAAGAUGACCAGAUUGCCGCCUUAAAAGCCUGCGUUCUUAGUACAAUCCUCUUGCGUUCGAUCAUUAUAUCACACUUCUUAAGCAUUAUCUGGAAGCAGAAUAUUCAUUUUCACAUGCAAAAGAGAUGUUACCAUUCCUCUUACAGAAACUUGCCGAGCUGA